Salarias fasciatus (jewelled blenny) is the source of this 418-nucleotide messenger RNA. RefSeq names its product histone H2A-like. Bases 4 to 390 code for a protein of 128 amino acids. The transcript has a single exon. The record is from RefSeq and is a predicted model, not a curated record. Gene Ontology annotation, molecular function: protein heterodimerization activity; DNA binding; structural constituent of chromatin. NCBI's taxonomy places the organism in Eukaryota, Metazoa, Chordata, Actinopteri, Blenniiformes, Blenniidae. Gene Ontology annotation, cellular component: nucleosome.
AAAAUGAGCGGCAGAGGAAAGACCACCGGCAAAGUCAGAGCCAAGGCCAAGACCCGCUCGUCCCGUGCGGGCCUCCAGUUCCCGGUGGGCCGUGUUCACAGGCUGCUGCGCAAAGGCAACUAUGGGGAGCGCGUGGGAGCCGGAGCCCCCGUGUACCUGGCGGCCGUGCUAGAGUACCUGACCGCUGAGAUCCUGGAGCUGGCUGGAAACGCCGCCCGCGACAACAAGAAGACCCGCAUCAUCCCGCGUCACCUGCAGCUGGCUGUGCGCAACGACGAGGAGCUCAACAAGCUGCUGGGUGGAGUCACCAUCGCUCAGGGCGGCGUCCUGCCCAACAUCCAGGCGGUGCUGCUGCCCAAGAAGACCGAGAAGCCGGCCAAGGCCAAGUAGACUCCUUAAGACUCCCAAGACCUUCAAA